Penicillium lagena is the source of this 348-nucleotide messenger RNA. RefSeq lists its product as uncharacterized. The transcript has a single exon. The record is from RefSeq and is a predicted model, not a curated record. NCBI's taxonomy places the organism in Eukaryota, Fungi, Ascomycota, Eurotiomycetes, Eurotiales, Aspergillaceae. Bases 1 to 348 code for a protein of 115 amino acids.
AUGCCUUUGGAUGAUUUCCUAGAUCCAUCAGACGAAAACGACGCCGACGAGCCUGAUUUGUCUGAUAUAAUCUUUGACUUAUCGGGUGGUGGCGACGGCGACGGCGACGGCGAUGGCACUGAUGACCAGGAUGACGAAUAUAUAUCUGGACCACCACCAGAUCUACCAUCUGGUGCUACAGUUAUCAAUAGCAUGCAGGAGGCGCUUCUAUGGGCUCAGCACCAACAGGGUGCCACUGAGGAGAACAUUCGCCAGAUAGAGAGUCUAAUAAGUCGGUUUACUAGGUUUCAGAUGGAUGCGAGGAAACAGACGACGCUAGAGGGGUUCAACUUCCUAAUGCGGAAGUAA